Emericellopsis atlantica is the source of this 1476-nucleotide messenger RNA. RefSeq names its product glycoside hydrolase superfamily. Gene Ontology annotation, molecular function: chitin binding. NCBI's taxonomy places the organism in Eukaryota, Fungi, Ascomycota, Sordariomycetes, Hypocreales, Bionectriaceae. The transcript has 2 exons. The annotation marks the transcript as partial. Gene Ontology annotation, biological process: carbohydrate metabolic process. The record is from RefSeq and is a predicted model, not a curated record.
AUGCCCGUGCUGGAUUCCAAUGCGACGGCGGCCAAAAGUGCCGACGAGGACGCAUUUGGUGCCUCGCUCUUCAAGAGGCAAGCCCUCCUCUGUGGUCCAGGAGAUCCGUGUCCGGAUGAGAGCUGUUGCGGCAUUGAAGGCAUCUGCGGCUAUGGUCCCCGAUUCUGUGGCUCGGGGAACUGCACGUCAAACUGCGGCGCCACCGCCAUGUGUGGCAUCUAUAGCGAGAAUGCCGACUGGUCGUGUGGCAUGAACCUCUGCUGCUCGGCGACAGGCUGGUGUGGUGUGAGUCAACCGUCCAACUUGUCUACCACCGAGGGACACUGUGGCAAUCCUGACCCCAACGGCCAGCUGCCCUGCCAGGAAGACUACGGCGGCUGCGAGAUCAUCCCCAACCCUUCGUGCGGCGUCGGCAGCGGCACAACAGCCGGCCGCAAGGUUGGCUACUACCAGGUGUCCAACGUGAGGAACAGGCUGUGCAACAAGGUCCGCCCCAGCCAGCUUAAGACAGAGGGCUUCACCCAUCUCUUCUGGUCCUUUGCCCGGUUCGACCCGCAAACCUUUGAGCUCCAGUUUGAGGACGCAAGUGAUGUAGAUAUUGUCGACGAGUUCACCGGCCUCCAGUCGCGCGGCCUCGAAACCUGGGUGGCCAUUGGCGGGUACGACUUUUCGGACCCCGGGCCCACGCGCACGGCAUGGAGUGACAUGGCAUCCACGUCCAGCAACCGCGCUGCUUUCAUCGCGUCCUUGAUCAGCUGGAUGGACAAGUAUGGCUUCCAGGGUGCCGACAUUGACUGGGAGUACCCUGCCGCCCCCAAACGCGGCGGUGAGAGAGCCGACACGGAGAACCUCGUCCACCUCGUCAAGGAGAUGCGUGCCGCCUUUGGGAGCAAGUAUGGCCUGUCCAUGGCGCUGGCCCCCGACUACUGGUACCUCCGCGGCUUCGACGCGGCCGCCAUGGAGUCCAGCCUCGACUUUUACGGCUUCAUGUCGUACGACCUGCACGGGCCCUGGGACUCGGACGUCGACACGCUGGGCGCCCUCGUGCGCGGCCAGACGGACAUUCGCGAGAUCGCCAACAACACCAAGCCACUGUGGUUCGCGGGCCUCGAUCCGGCCAAGAUCAACUUUGGCACCGCCUACUACGGCCGUGGCUACAAGCUCGCCGACGCCAGCUGCACCGACCUCCUGUGCCCCUUUUCCGGAUCGAGCGACCCGGGCCCGUGCACCAACUUUGGCGGCGUGCUGUCCCUCCGCGAGAUCGAAGGCAAGAUUGAAUCCGAGGGCAUCACGCCCAAGCUGCUCGAGGACGCCAUGAUGAAGCAGAUCGUCUGGGGCGACAACUGGGUCGGCUACGACGACGAGGAGACCAUUGCCAUGAAGGUCGCCUGGGCCGAGGGACAGUGCUUCGGCGGCACCAUGGUCUGGUCGAUCGACUUUGCCUCGGACGCCGAGGGGAGUGGCGACGCACCGCCC